GCACACGGGCUUUCUACAAAGGUGGGGCACCCACAAGACCCUUCAGAAAGGAUUGCAAAUCUAUAAAUUCCCAAAGGUCCAGAUGAGCGGGACCACUCUCUGAGCUGCCAGAGACUGAGUGGAAACAGCACAGCAGAAAGCAUUUUGUCUAAGGAGUGAUGGAGCCUGGAGUUGGAGCUGCUCAGCAUAUAAGGCAAGUGCUGCUUUUCUUUGUUUUCCUGGAAGGGUCCUCGGUUCUUGCCACGACCUGGAGAUAUUCUGUGCCAGAAGAAAUGGAGACUGGCUCCUCUAUAGCCAAUAUAAUUAAAGAUAUGGAUGUGGGUGAUCUGGCUGCACGAGGGGCCAGAGUUAUAUUUGAUGACUACCAGCCUUAUUUGCGGUUAGAACUGGAGACUGGCAACUUGCUUUUGAAUAAAAAACUGGACAGGGAGGCACUUUGUUCUAGCAGCGAACCCUGUAUAUUGCAUUUCCAGGUGUUAUUGGAAAAUCCUCUGCAAUUUCUUCAGGCUGAGCUUUUGAUUGAAGACAUAAAUGACCAUACCCCCACAUUUCUAGAAAAACUCAUAUUUCUAAAUAUCUCAGAAAGUGCUACUCCGGGAACCUCAUUCCAAAUGAAUGAUGCUCAGGACUUGGAUAUAGGGAUGAAUGGUAUCCAAAACUAUUCAAUAAGCCCCAACCCCUAUUUCUACCUUAAGUUAAAAGACAGUGGUAAAGGAAGAAGAUAUCCAGAGCUGGUACUGGUUAGAUCUCUGGACAGAGAAAAGGAGGCUUCAAUUAGCUUAAUACUCACAGCUAUGGAUGGUGGGUCCCUGCCCAGGUCAGGGACUGUAUUGGUUCAAGUUGUGGUUCUGGAUGUCAAUGACAAUGCCCCUGAGUUUGAAAGGACCCUGUACGAGGUCCAAGUACCAGAGAACAGUUCUGUGGACUCACUGGUAAUCAAGGUGUCUGCUACAGAUUUGGAUUCGGGAAUAAAUGGAGAAAUAUCUUAUUCGUUUUCUCAUAUCUCUAGAGAUGUACAAAAAACAUUCGAAAUCCAUCCAACCUCCGGUGAAGUCCAUUUGAAAACACUCCUAGAUUUUGAGGUAAUUCAGUCUUAUACAAUAAAUAUUCAAGCCAUCGAUGGUGGUGGUCUCUCUGGAAAAUCAGCCAUUAUUGUUCAGGUUACAGAUGUGAAUGACAACCCACCAGAAAUAGUCAUUACAUCUCUUAUGAGCUCUAUCCCAGAGAACGGUUUGUCAGAGAUGGUGGUCGCUGUUUUCAGUUUACGAGACCAAGACUCUGGAGAAAAUGGGAGAGUGAUGUGUUCAAUUGAAGACAAACUCCCUUUUCUCUUGAAACCUACUUUCAAAAAUUUCUACACUCUAGUAACAGAGCAUCCACUGGACAGAGAGAGCAGAGCUGAGUACAACAUCACCAUCAUGAUCUCCGACCUGGGCACACCCAGGCUCACAACCCAGCACACCAUAACAGUGCACAUCUCUGACAUCAACGACAACGCCCCCGCCUUCUCCCAAACCACCUACACCAUGUUCGUCCACGAGAACAACAGCCCAGCCCUGCACAUAGGCACCAUCAGUGCCACAGACUCAGAUUUAGGCUCCAAUGCCCACAUCACCUACUCACUGCUGCCACCCCAAGACCAGAGGCUGGCCCUCACCUCGCUAAUCUCCAUCAACGCUGACAACGGGCAGUUGUUUGCGCUCAGGGCUCUGGACUAUGAAACCCUACAGGCCUUCGAGUUCCUCGUGAGUGCCACGGACCGAGGCUCACCCGCGCUCAGCAGCCAGGCGCUGGUGCGCGUGGUGGUGCUGGACUACAAUGACAAUGCGCCCUUCGUGCUCUACCCAAUGCAGAACGCUUCUGCGCCCUGCACAGAGCUGCUGCCCAGGGCGGCAGAGCCUGGCUACCUGGUCACCAAGGUGGUGGCUGUGGAUCGCGACUCUGGACAGAAUGCCUGGCUGUCGUUCCAGCUACUCAAGGCCACGGAACCUGGGCUGUUCAGCGUGUGGGCGCACAAUGGCGAGGUGCGCACCACCAGGCUGCUGAGCGAGCGCGAUGUGCUCAAGCACAGGCUGCUGCUGCUAGUCAAGGACAAUGGCGAUCCUCCGCGCUCUGCCAGCGUCACGCUGCACCUGUUGGUGGUGGAUGGCUUCUCUCAGCCCUACCUGCCUCUGCCAGAAGUGGCGCACGACUCUACCCACGUGGAUGAAGAAGCGCUCACACUCUAUUUGGUCAUUGCCUUGGCGUCUGUGUCUUCGCUCUUUCUCUUGUCCGUGCUACUGUUCGUGGGGGUGAGGCUGUGCAGGAGGGCCAGGGCGGCCUCUCUGGGUGGCUACUCUGAGACUGAUGGACACUUUCCUGGCCACCUGGUGGAUGUCAGCGGCGCGGGGACCCUGUCCCAGAGCUACCAAUAUGAGGUGUGUCUGACAGGAAUGUCAGAUUCCAAUGAUAUUCGGUUCCUAAAGCCUGUCUCCCAACCUUGAGCGGGGCGGUGAAAUGCAUGGAAGAAAACACCUCCUCUAUGAAACGUUUUGGAUACAAUUAGCAAUUUGUUGACUCUCAUCAUGGUUCCUGAUGUACACUGGUUCUUUUUAAACAUUCUUGUUUGCUAUCAUUUUAUCUUCAUGAGAAACAUCUAAAGUUUUGCCUUUAUUUUCCUAAUUCAGUAGAUAACUUUCAUGUUUAUCCUUACAGGCUGGUCUCAAAAAAAAAAUCAUUUCCUGAUGAAGACAGAGAAUACUCAUUACUGACAAGUCCCAGUUUCUUCAACUUGUUAAAUUCUCAAAAAUUAAUCAUUAUUGAUUUGAAAAUCCUCACCUUCAUUCUAUUUGAUUGUUGUCCACAAAAAAAUUCGAAAGCAUUGAUGUUUUGAAGAUAAACGUGAUACAAAUGUAAUGAAUUAUCAGAGUAUCUUCUGUCUAAUCUAAUAUUAUGCUUUCCUAUCUAGGAUAUUUAGAGUGUCUGAAAAAUGCAUGGUUUUGUUGUACAGCAGAAUUAAUCAGAAAUGACAAUUUCUCUGAAAUGUCAAGACUUUUCCUGAUUUAAUGAAUGCCCAACAUGUAAUACAUAUAAAUAUUGUUUAAAUGUUUUUAGAUUAUCUCAAAAGUUGUAAAAAAAAAAAAAUAGACCCCUCCUGUGACAUCUGUCUAGCCCACCUCACAUUUUCUGAAAAUAUCUCUCUUCAGCAUAGAUAUAGGAUCAAAGCUCAGUUUGUUUUGAACAUCUCAGGCCCCUCUAUGGUUUCAAACAUUUGGAUCGAGUGAUGGGCAUUGCCAAUCUAAACUGAGCCAGUCUGAUCCUGGUUACCUUUAAAUUCACUUUAGAAACCAGAUGUAUUCUAGUCUCUCUGUUAGGAACGUUACAAGAAAGUGGUGUCAUCUUUUGGUGACGUAUCAAAUGUCAAACCUCUGGGAGAUGAAAGGAAAGACAAACCAAGCAAGUAACCUCGUGGAGGACCUUCAUUUUCACACGGCUUUCACUAUUGGGUUGGGAACUGGGGACAGAGAACUGAGACGCACCCUUGUAACAAAUGCUCCUCAUACAGCUUAGUAAAUGGUGGGUUUUUUUUUUUUCUAAAAGCAUGUUUUGAUAUUCUUGCCUUGAUUAGUGAACUAUACCUGUUGAUUUUACUUUUAUUACAAAACACAAUUAAAAUGUUUGCAAACUAUUACAGUAGCAUAGAACGGACGUGUGAAGCUUUUGUCUAAAAGGAAAAAUUUGAAGAUAGGAGUAGUGGUAGUCUCAGGAGGCUGAGGCAAGGUCUUGACAAGCCUUAGUAUUUUUCCUUUGAUAAAAAGAUGGUUUAGAUAACUCCUUGCUGUUUCCGAUGACUAUUAGAAGAGAGUAGAGAAUUGCGACUGAGGAAAGUGCUGUCUUGCUUAUUCAGCUUAUUAUAAAAUAAAUUAUAAUCCAAAGCAAAAACCAUUUACAAUAGGAAAAACUUCUCACAAUUUUGUGUUUUAUUCUAUGAUGAAUUAAGCAGAUAUUUGCUGAGACUCUUCUCUGUCCUAAAUAUUAUUUUGGAUAAUGGGGUGCAGCAGUAAUGCCAGCAAUGGGGAGUACUUACAGGUUACACAAAGGAAAUAACCCAACAUAUUCCUUUAUGCUGCAUAUGAUGAAAAAUACCUGAGAGAAAAAUAUGGGGUAAGAGGUGCUUUCAUAUGAACUUUUCCAUAGUUGAAUUGUUGUAUACAAUUUUAAGUUGCUGAUCGUAUGUAGAAAAUAUAAACUAGAAGUAACAUGUAAGUUUUCUUUAUGAAACCCAACCAAGUGGAACCACAAUUUUGGUACCUAGGAGACAUAAAAUUACAAAGAAACCCCAUAAGUAUUAACCUCACUUUAUGCUGAAAGAAUUUUAAGGAACCACGUGGCUAUAUGUUACUAAUUUUACAAAGUGACUGAUCAAUCACUAUUGUGUCUUUUUCUCUCUCUCAGUUUCGCCUAAAAUGUCUCCAGCUUGUCUGUGUUGUUUAUUCUUGUGAUUUUUAGAAUCUAGGGUAUUAAUAAGAAUUAUUAUUUUGUUGAGCGAGAGACUGGAUAAUUAAAAUAAUGUUAUUUAGUGUUUAAACUUCUGACCACCAAAUAGACUGUAAAAAGAAUGGAACCAUGCAGCGAUCUGUUGAAGGGCAUAGUCAACGCAUGGUGGCGCUGCAGGCUAAGACUUUAAAAAUGA
Mus caroli (Ryukyu mouse) is the source of this 4672-nucleotide messenger RNA. Its product is annotated as protocadherin beta-18-like. Gene Ontology annotation, molecular function: calcium ion binding. Gene Ontology annotation, biological process: homophilic cell-cell adhesion. The record is from RefSeq and is a predicted model, not a curated record. Lineage: Eukaryota; Metazoa; Chordata; Mammalia; Rodentia; Muridae. Gene Ontology annotation, cellular component: plasma membrane.